Linum trigynum is the source of this 426-nucleotide messenger RNA. NCBI's taxonomy places the organism in Eukaryota, Viridiplantae, Streptophyta, Magnoliopsida, Malpighiales, Linaceae. The record is from the annotation of a GenBank genome assembly.
AUGGCCAGAAUUGAUGAUUCAAGUGGAGCAAUGAUCAAGUUGACAUCAUCCAACUACUCUAUUUGGAAGCCACAGAUGGAAGAUAUUCUGUUUUUCAAGGAUCUCUAUGAACCAAUUGAAAAUGGCAGCGAGAAGGCGGAAGACAAGACCGAGAAGCAAUGGGAGGUCUUGCAUAGCAAGGCGGUGGCAAUCAUUCGACAAUGGAUUGGCCAAAGCAUUUUUCACCAUGUUGCAAAAGAUACAAGAGCAGAUGAAUUGUGGCACAAAUUGGAGUCCAUGUAUGAGAGGCAAUCGACUCAAAAUAAAGCCUCACUCAUUCGAAGAAUUGUGAACUUGAAGUACAAGGAUGUGCAUAGUGUCUUGGAGCAUUUGAGUGACUUUCAAUGGCUUGUGAACCAGCUAACUACUAUGAAAUUAGCACAUUGA